GAGGGUGGAGCUGGGACUUUCGAGUCAUAACAUAAAGGGGGUGGUAACGAAUGGAUUGAGGGGUGAUCGUUUGUUCUCUCCCAGAGCUCAGUCCUCUCCUGUCUUUCCACAAGCCUGUGCGUAAUGGUAGAACAGAGAAUGAACUCUCUUGUGAAAUGGGCGCUUAUCCUCUUCGUCCUGGUCUCCAUCAUUCUCAACAUAGUUCUGAUCGGGAUCCACUCCAGCAGGGCGCCCAAAUGUUCCGCUCAGCGUGUCCAUCCGCUGCGGGUCAAGCACGACGAGCGUAGCGUCGUGUUCGCUGACCUCACUCGGGAUGAGUACCUGCAGGUCCAACAGUACAUGCUCAAGCAAAAAGAAUUGGAUAUAUCCACCAGCCAGGUCACUAAACCAGAGGAAAACUUCUUGUUUUUAAUAGACUUAUCUUUGCCAAAGAAAGGGGACGCGCUGGCUUUCUUGGACGGUAAAGCUGCCAAGCCGGCCAGAGAGGCGACGGUGGUGGUCUUUCAUGGUGCGCAAGGCUACAUUGAGGAGUAUGUAGUGGGACCUCUUCCAAACCCAACAUACAUAAAUGAUGUCACCAAAGAGAGGUACAAGAUGGAGCUGCCUAUCACUGCACGCACCGUCACAAUUGGAGAAUACGCAUUGCUUUUCAACUUUUUUGAGCAACAUGUUUUCUCCAAACUUAAGAAGCUCAUGAAAGAAAGCUUUGACGUAGCGGCAGACAAACAGUUGAAUGCGUUUGAGCAGAUGCCUCGUGGAGUCCGAUCCGGGGACAGAAAGACCUGGGUUUCUUUCUUCAGAGAUAUGAGCGGCAUGUACAUCCACCCGGCUGGCUUCGAGGUACAGGUCAACCACGAGAGCGUAAACGCUUCCAACUGGAAAGUGGAGCGGCUGCUUUAUAACGGCCAAUACUUUGACACUGUAGAAGAACUAAAGCAGAAAUAUGAAGAUGGGUUUGUAAAGAAAAUCGUUUACAAGGAGUCAGCUGACUAUGGGUCACUGAAACCAAAGCACAAGCAUCAGCAGCUCAGUCCGCAGCUGUUUACCGUGGAUGGUAAACGCUACAGCAUCAGCAACAACCACGUUGUGUAUCUAGACUGGAGCUUUGCCUUUGGGCUGAGCUCACUUACAGGUGCGAGGGUUUUUGAUGUGCGCUUCAGGGGUGAGAGGAUCGUCUACGAACUGAGCGUGCAAGAGGCCAUGUCUGUGUACGGUUCAGUGACUCCUGGGAUGAUGAUGACGAAGUUUUUAGACUCCAACUUCGGGAUUGGGCGCUUUGCCCAUGAACUAACCCGUGGUGUGGACUGCCCUUACGACGCCACCUACAUCGACACGUACCGCUACAUCGAUGUCCCAGCCCCGGUCAGAUACCAUAAUUCAAUAUGCGUCUUUGAACACAAUAUGGGCCAGCCCUUACGGAGGUACAGUGACUGUCUUAAGAAUGUUUUCCAGACCAAAGAUAUGGAAUAUGUCAACAUGUCUCUUCCAUGGAUGCCUGAUCACUACGCUAUGGUCCCUCAGCUUGUGGAGAAACAAGUGAAAACAGAAAAGGAAGCUGCUCUGCGCUAUGACACCAAGACUCCACGCUACCUCCACAUUGCCAGCAACCAGACCAAUCGAUGGGGUCACAAUCGCUCCUACAGGCUGCAGGUGUUCAGCUUCACCGGGGACCACCUCCCAGAGAGCCAGGCAGAAGAGAAGUCCAUGUCCUGGGCCAGAUAUAAGGUUGCCAUCACCAAGCACAAGGAUUUAGAACGGACCAGCUCUAGUUUGUACAAUCAAAAUAACAUGUGGACUCCAGCUGUGGACUUCAGCAAGUACAUUGAAGACAAUGAAAACAUUGAAAACGAGGAUCUGGUUGCCUGGGUGACCACCGGUUUUCUCCACAUCCCCCAUGCAGAGGACAUCCCCAACACAGUCACAGUGGGCAACGGGGGAGGGGUCAUUCUGCGGCCACACAACUACUUUGAUGAGGAUCCUUCCAUCCACUCUGCUGAUGGAGUGUACAUUGAACCAGGCACUGAAGACAGCUGUGAAAACAACAGGAUAGCGUGCCUUGCUCAAGAGGCAUGCAGUCCUGUUCUGGAACCCUUCACCUACCAUGGCUUCGAAGGAGUCAUGAAGUUUGAGGAUUAGGUCUGAUCUAUUGAGUGCUGCAAGGUUGGAUUUCCUGAAGGGACAGUUUUAUGUUCACCUCUUCAAUAUGAGCCAGCCAAUAUGAGCCAUGCAGUGUCCCUCCAAAGCAACAGGAAGGAGAUAAUUCAAAACAAUCUCUGCCUACUUCUUGCAACUCAACAA
Labrus bergylta (ballan wrasse) is the source of this 2298-nucleotide messenger RNA. The record is from RefSeq and is a predicted model, not a curated record. Lineage: Eukaryota; Metazoa; Chordata; Actinopteri; Labriformes; Labridae.